Hibiscus syriacus is the source of this 710-nucleotide messenger RNA. RefSeq names its product glycine-rich protein 2-like. Bases 62 to 553 code for a protein of 163 amino acids. The record is from RefSeq and is a predicted model, not a curated record. NCBI's taxonomy places the organism in Eukaryota, Viridiplantae, Streptophyta, Magnoliopsida, Malvales, Malvaceae. Gene Ontology annotation, molecular function: nucleic acid binding; zinc ion binding. The transcript has a single exon.
CUCUGGUUUUCGGUAGUGGGGUUUUGGUUAGGGUUUUUUAGAUCAGUGCUUCGCCGGAAACAUGGGUGAGAGUAGGAUGACCGGGAAGGUGAAGUGGUUCAGUGACCAGAAGGGCUUUGGGUUCAUAACCCCAAACGAAGGCGGAGACGAUUUGUUCGUUCACCAGUCUUCGAUCCUUUCCGAGGGUUUCCGCAGCCUUGCUGAUGGCGAAGAGGUCGAGUUCGUUAUCGACUCUAAUGAAGGUCGCCCCAAGGCUGUCGAUGUUACUGGCCCCAACGGUGAUCCCGUUCGCGGAACCUCUAGAUCCGAACGUGGCGGAGGUCGUGGCGGCGGAGGAUAUGGUGGGGCUGGGUAUGGUGGAGGAAGAGGAGGUGGGUAUGGUGGUGGAAGAGGAGGUGGGUAUGGUGGUGGAUCUGGGUGUUUCAAGUGUGGGGAGUCCGGGCAUUUAGCAAGGGAUUGUGGACAGGGCGGUGGCGGAGGUGGUGGUUUGGCUUGUUACAACUGUGGAGGUUCCGGGCAUUUCGCUAGAGACUGCACAAACAAUGGUCGCUAAGACGGUGGGGGUCGAAUGGCUUUCACAUUUCCUUCAUCGUCGUCUUCGUUAUUAAAGUAUGUUUGACCUUUUGAAUUUUUUUUCUUUUUACAUGUGUUUAUGAACUAAGUAUUCCUAGUUUGUUUGGCUUCUGCUUCUGCUUUUAUACUAGGCUUCA